GGAGUUGUGCUGAACGAAUCGGCUCGCGGUUAAAAAUCAAUAGCACGAGUCGCACGUGUAACUCUGUCCACUGAGUUAAAAGAUGAUACAAAACACACCGGAUACCGAGUGACCGCCAACAGGAAGACGGCACAAGUCCGGACGCCCAGAGAGCUCUGUCCUACACUCACGUGCAGCUGCUGUGCAUAAAUGUAAAAAUGACAUCAUACGCCCGGUACGCAUCACAGCAAGCGUACUCCGCCUAAAGUGUAUUCUUUUCAUAUACUGUAUGUGCGAGCUUCGCUUUCGUGUGCUUAUGGAUUUCGUCAGCUCUUACAAAUUUGGCUGCGGAGGAAUGUUUUGAGGUUUCAGUUUGUCGGGCCACAUGUGCUGGGUUGCGCAAAAAGGUCUUAUGAAAGAGCCUUCUGUACCGCCGUUCUGAGACAUUCCUCCAAGGAUUACGUCAGGAGCAGAGAGGGCUUUACAUAAUUAGUUACGUGAUUUUUUUCCGCAAAGAAGAGGCUUUUAAAAAGGGGCAACUCUUAGAAAUUCAGGGUGUUUCAGAGACGGGGGGGACAAGCGCGGUGCCGUAGCAGAACGAAAGGCAGAAUGGAGACUUCGUACACGUUGCCAGAAGGUUUCACUGAUUUCGAUAUGUUUGCUUUUGGCUCCGUUCUCCUUGUGGAAGGUCUCCUUGGAUUCUUCCUCAACGCUAUGGCGAUCAUCGCUUACCUUUCCGUGAAGGAAUUACGCACUCCAAACAAUUUCUUUGUCUUUAACCUCGCUGUGGCUGAUAUUGGCCUCAAUAUAAAUGGACUUGUUGCUGCAUAUGCAUGCUACCUUAGGCACUGGCCCUACGGCCCUGAAGGAUGUCAGAUCCACGCUUUCCAAGGCAUGGUGGCAGCUCUCGCCAGCAUCACACUCCUCGGUGCCAUUGCCUGGGACAGAUACCACCUGUACUGCACCAAACAGGAGCUUCCUUGGCCGACCGCCGUAACUAUGGUUGUCAUUGUAUGGGUGCUUGCCGUCUUCUGGUCGUCCCUUCCCCUCAAAGGAUGGGGUGUCUAUGAUUUUGAGCCCCUGGGAACCUGUUGUACGCUCGACUACAGCAAGGGUGACAGGAACUAUACAACCUACAUGCUGAGUUUGGUGUUCUUCUUUCUACUCAUCCCAGCCCUCACCAUGCAGUCCUCUUAUGAGUGCAUUUACCGGUACUUCAAAAAGACCAGGAAAUACAAGUUCAACACUAGCUUGCCGUUGUUGACGCUGAUGUUCUGCUGGGGACCCUACAUCCUUCUCUGCCUCUACUCUACCGUCAAGGACGUCACAGUUGUGUCUCCUAAACUGAGGAUGAUGCUGCCUGUUCUGGCGAAAAGCUCUCCAGCGUUCCACUCCAUGCUGUAUGCGUUUGGAAGCGAAAGCUACAGGGCAGGAAUAUGGCAGUUUCUCACUGGCCAGAGGGUCUCGGGGCCCGAAAGUAACAAGAAGAAGUAAACAUCCGCAGUUUUGUACCCAACAUCCCGCGUCCGGUGAGGAAGGAAACAUUCUGGCGGUACAGCUGUUCUCCUGGGUCACGUACGGUCUUCGUCGGGUGUCUCGCAGCAACGAGGAGUUUGCUGCAUGAUUGGUUUAAUUCUUUAACAGUUUCAGUAGCUUCCGCAAAAUAUGGAAAUAUAAGCGUGAGACUUCUGCAUGUGCCAUUUCUGCUCUGGGGUGCGUGCCGGCUUUUCAUCUGGUGCCAUUUUUCGUCAAUUUCGCUGUACAGAUGAGAUGCUUCGGCUGCAGUAACCGCUGUAAAUAAAGAAGUUUCUGUUUCGUCACUUCAUUUUCACUGUUAGAUCACUUUUCAGCGCAACACUUCAAAUUCAGCAGCUUAUCCCAGAACAAGCUUUGGCCCAAAAAUUGUCAACAUUUAAUCUAUCGAUGUAAUUUUGUUGGGUAAAA
Molecule: messenger RNA, 1923 nt
Organism: Scleropages formosus (Asian bonytongue)
Lineage: Eukaryota; Metazoa; Chordata; Actinopteri; Osteoglossiformes; Osteoglossidae
Product: RPE-retinal G protein-coupled receptor-like
Exons: 7
Coding region: 589-1473 (294 amino acids)
Biological process (GO): G protein-coupled receptor signaling pathway; visual perception; phototransduction
Cellular component (GO): membrane
Molecular function (GO): G protein-coupled receptor activity
Source: RefSeq, a predicted model, not a curated record